This is a messenger RNA of Mesorhabditis belari, 234 nucleotides long. The record is from the annotation of a GenBank genome assembly. NCBI's taxonomy places the organism in Eukaryota, Metazoa, Nematoda, Chromadorea, Rhabditida, Rhabditidae.
AUGGAGGACAUUGUUGAUACGGAGGAUUUGAUGGAGAGAGCGAGAGAAUUCCAAGGACAGGAUAUCGAAGAAUUGGAGCGUCCGAGUCGACCCACACCCGAUGAUCAAAGUCCUUAUCAAGCGUGGGGACGAGACCCGAAGAGUGGCGAGGAUGUGAUUGUGAAGGAAAACGGCGAGAGUUACACGGCCAAUUCGAAUAAGAGAGUCGCCGAUAAAGAUGUGCUCCCGUUUGAU